Messenger RNA from Raphanus sativus (radish), 708 nucleotides. RefSeq names its product acyl carrier protein 2, mitochondrial-like. Gene Ontology annotation, molecular function: acyl carrier activity; acyl binding. The record is from RefSeq and is a predicted model, not a curated record. The transcript is spliced from 2 exons. Gene Ontology annotation, biological process: fatty acid biosynthetic process. Lineage: Eukaryota; Viridiplantae; Streptophyta; Magnoliopsida; Brassicales; Brassicaceae. Gene Ontology annotation, cellular component: mitochondrion. Bases 97 to 498 code for a protein of 133 amino acids.
UUGGCAACUCAUCUAACGAAAUCUUUUCUUCGACCUCUCUUAAAAAACGAGAGAAAGAGAAGAAGGUUCUAGGGUUUAUUUCUAUUAGCAAGAGAAAUGGCGUCGAGAAAUGCUCUACUUCGAUACCUUAGAAUCAGUGUCACGCCUCCUACUCUCCGAAGCUCCAGCAUCGCUUCUCAUCAUCGAGGCGUAGCUCCCUUGUACGUUAUUCUUGGUCGUCGUUUCUCCGAGGAAGUCAGAGGGUCGUUCCUCGACAAAUCCGAAGUCACAGAUCGUGUUGUCUCUGUUGUCAAAAAUUUCCAGAAAGUAGAGCCUUCUAAGGUGACACCAAAGGCACACUUCCAGAAUGAUCUAGGGUUGGAUAGUUUGGACACAGUGGAGGUGGUUAUGGCACUCGAAGAAGAGUUUGGAUUCGAGAUACCUGAUAACGAAGCAGAUAAGAUACAGUCCAUCGAUCUUGCUGUUGAGUUUAUUGCUUCCCACCCCCAGGCAAAAUGAGCCGCCUAGGAAAAUCAAACAUGUUUCUUCGCUUGAGUGAGACAUUUUCAGUUUCUUUCUUUUUCUCAUGUUUGUUAAUGCAUCUAUAAUUAAGUUGUCUAUUGUAUGGUAGUAGAUCACAAUAUUGCAUAUGGAGACUUGUCUUCCUUAUUACCAUCAAACAAUACUCCCAUCCAUUUCAAUGUAUAAGAUGUCUCUGAAUUUUCUUCA